GGCUACACGCGGGGGGGGCUGAAGAUCGGGGUGACGCAGCCGCGGCGCGUGGCCGCCAUGAGCGUGGCCGCCAGGGUGGCCGUGGAGAUGGGGACAAAGCUGGGCAACGAGGACGUCCCCGAGGCUGAGCACCACCAGCAAUGGGGACAGUGGGUGGUUACUGGUGGGAUUGGGGUGAAUUGGGUGACACAGAGGGUGACAGCAAUGACCAUGGGGUGUCCCCGGUGUCCCCAGGACGUCCCCGAGGCCGUCCCCGAGGCCGAGCGCCGCCGGCAGUCGCUGCAGGACGGCCGCCGGGCCCUGCCCAUCUUCCCGUUCCGUGACGAGCUGGUGGCGGCCGUGGCCCAGCACCAGGUGCUGGUGAUCGAGGGCGAGACGGGCUCGGGGAAAACCACCCAGAUCCCCCAGUACCUGCACGAGGAGGUGGGGUACAGCAUCCGCUUCGAGGACUGCACGUCGGAGCGCACGGUGCUCAAGUACAUGACGUCCCCAUCCCUGUGUCCCCAUGUCCUCACACGUCCCCGUGUCCCCGGCAGCGUGAUCAUGGUGGACGAGGCUCACGAGCGCACGCUGCACACGGACGUGCUCUUCGGCCUCAUCAAGGACAUCGCGCGCUUCCGGCCGCAGCUCAAGGUGCUGGUGGCCUCGGCCACGCUGGACACCGAGCGCUUCUCGGCCUUCUUCGACCACGCGCCCGUCUUCCGCAUCCCGGGGUGCCACUUCCCGAUGGACAUCUACUACACCAAGGCGCCCGAGGCCGAUUACCUGGAGGCCUGCGUGGUGUCGGUGCUGCAGAUCCACGUCACCCAACCCCCCGGGGACAUCCUGGUCUUCCUCACCGGCCAGGAGGAGAUCGAGGCCUGCGUGGAGCUGCUGCAGGAGCGCUGUCGCCGCCUGGGCUCGCGCCUGCCCGAGCUGCUGGUGCUGCCCAUCUACGCCAACCUGCCCUCGGAGCUGCAGGCCCGCAUCUUCCAGCCCACGCCCCCCGGCGCCAGGAAGGUGGUGGUGGCCACCAACAUCGCCGAGACGUCGGUGACGAUCGACGGCAUCGUGUACGUGCUGGACCCGGGCUUCUGCAAGCAGAAGAGCUACAGCGCCCGCACGGGCAUGGAGUCCCUGGUGGUGACCCCCUGCUCCAAGGUGAGCCCACCUGUGUCACCUUACUGUCACCUGUGUCACCUUACUGUCACCUGUGGAGGUGGCCCCGGGGUGUCCCCAGGCAUCAACGACCUGAUCCACUUCGACUUCCUGGACCCUCCCCCCCACGAGACGCUGGUGCUGGCGCUGGAGCAGCUCUACGCCCUGGGGGCCCUGAACCACCUGGGGGAGCUGACCACGCUGGGCCGGCGCAUGGUGGAGCUGCCGGUGGAGCCGAUGUUGGCCAAGAUGAUCCUGGCGAGCGAGCAGUACGGCUGCACGGAGGAGGUGCUGACGGUGGCCGCCAUGCUCUCGGUGAACAACGCCGUGUUCUACCGGCCCAAGGACAAGGUGCUGCACGCCGACAGCGCCCGCGUGGCCUUCAGCGUGCCCGGGGGCGACCACCUGGUGCUGCUCAACGUCUACAACCAGGCACGGGGACCCCGGGGACAACGGGGACAGCGGGGACAGCCAGCAGCAGCACUGACCGUGUCACUUUCUGUGUCCUUGUCCCCCCCUGUGCCAAUGUCACCAUGUGCCUCUGUGUGUCCCCAACGCUGUCCCUGUGUCCCUGCGGUCCUCUGCUGUUCCCCCUUGUCCCCGCUGUCCCCCAUGUCCCCGCUGUCCCCCCCAGUGACAGUGUCCCCUCUGUGUCCCCAGGCCAUCACGGCCGGGUUCUUUUACCACACGGCGCGCCUGGCGCGGGGCGGGUACCGCACGGUGAAGCACCAGCAGCCCGUGUUCAUCCACCCCAACAGCGCCCUGUUCGCCCUGCAGCCCCGCUGGGUGCUCUACCACGAGCUGGUGUGCACCUCCAAGGAGUUCAUGAGACAGGUGAUCGAGAUCGACAGCGCCUGGCUGCUGGAGGUGGCCCCUCACUAUUACCAGGCCAAGGAGCUCGAGGACGGCAGCGGCCGCAAAAUGCCCAAAAAAGCCGGAAAAUCGCGGGAGGAGCUGGGCUGAGCCCGGGGACACCUGGGGACACUUGGGGACACGUGGGGGGACAUCAGGGGACACUUGGCACACCCCAAUACAGCCCCGGGGCAGAGCCCCGCGCGGGGGACGCCGCUGUCCCCGUGUCA
Molecule: messenger RNA, 2219 nt
Organism: Onychostruthus taczanowskii (white-rumped snowfinch)
Lineage: Eukaryota; Metazoa; Chordata; Aves; Passeriformes; Passeridae
Product: pre-mRNA-splicing factor ATP-dependent RNA helicase DHX16-like
Exons: 12
Cellular component (GO): catalytic step 2 spliceosome; intracellular anatomical structure
Molecular function (GO): RNA binding
Source: RefSeq, a predicted model, not a curated record